Manduca sexta (tobacco hornworm) is the source of this 614-nucleotide messenger RNA. Its product is annotated as anaphase-promoting complex subunit 2-like. Bases 63 to 545 code for a protein of 160 amino acids. The record is from RefSeq and is a predicted model, not a curated record. Lineage: Eukaryota; Metazoa; Arthropoda; Insecta; Lepidoptera; Sphingidae. The transcript has a single exon. Gene Ontology annotation, cellular component: anaphase-promoting complex.
UUGAAAUAGAGAUUGGCGAAAAACUAGACUUGACAGUCUCACCAUUCAAUGCAACAUUGAUAAUGCAUUUUCAAAAUAAGCCCCAGUGGUCCAUUGAAGAACUGCAUCAAGUUAUGAAAGUGCCAGUGACUGUUUUAAGAAGGAAAAUAACUUACUGGCAAACAAUGGGACUGAUCAUGGAAAAAGGAAGUGACUAUUUUGUUUUAGCAGAUGAAACAGAGAACAAAGCAAAUGUUUCUGCCAAUCAAGUUCAAGAGAUGAUUUGUGAAGAUGAGGAGACAGAGAGUGUCAUGGCUUCCGCUCAUGACCAGCGGGAAGGAGAACUUCAAGUAUUCUGGUCUUACAUUGUUGGCAUGUUGACAAACUUGGACUCUUUGCCUUUGGACCGCAUACACCAGAUGUUGAAGAUGUUUGCAUCACAAGUCCCUGGUACUGAAUGUAGUCUGCAGGAAUUGAGACAGUUUCUAGACACCAAAGUGAGGACCCAUCAGCUGGUGUUGCAAGGUGGCCUGUAUAAAUUACCUAAAACUAUUGGUUUGAGGUAAAAUGUUAUGGGAAAAAUUGCUUCAUAGAUGUAUGUGUAUUCUAGUAAGCAUUAUAAUUUUGUAAAAUGA